Messenger RNA from Thlaspi arvense, 1305 nucleotides. NCBI's taxonomy places the organism in Eukaryota, Viridiplantae, Streptophyta, Magnoliopsida, Brassicales, Brassicaceae. The record is from the annotation of a GenBank genome assembly.
CGGAGACCUUCAGUGUGUUAGACUGACGUGAUAACCAACUACACCACGAAACCAUUUUUGGUUAAAGAUAAACAGUUUUGUAAUUUUAAGGUAUCUUUAUGAAAGCUACUCUCCACUGUCCUCAAUAUCAUUCACCUGCUAGAUUCUCCUCUCUCUCGCGACUUCUGUAUUUCUCAGUUUACUUUUGGCGAUCUCUCGAGUUCUCCGAUCACCAUGAGUAAGGGACCGGGACUGUUCACUGACAUCGGCAAAAAAGCCAAAGAUCUGUUGACGAGAGACUACAGCACCGAUCAGAAAUUCAGUGUUUCCACUAGCAGUGCUUCUGGCCUGGCUCUUACUUCAACUGCUCUUAAGAAAGGUGCCAUACAUGCUGCUGAUGUUGCUACACAAUACAAGUACAGAAACGCCUUGUUCGAUGUCAAGAUCGACACUGAUUCGAAUGUCCUGACAACCAUCACGCUCACUGAAAUCCUCCCAUCAACAAAAGCCAUCGCUUCCUUCAAAGUGCCUGAUUACAACUCUAGCAAGCUGGAGGUGCAAUACUUCCAUGAUCACGCAACGGUUACCACGACUGCAGCUUUGAAACAAAACCCUGUAAUCGAUGUAACAGCCACGCUUGGUUCACCAACUAUCUCAUUCGGUGCUGAAGCUGGAUAUGACACAACGUCUCGAACUUUCACAAAGUACAACUUCGGAAUCAGUGUCACAAUGCCAGAUAAAUGUGCCUCCGUAAUAUUGGGAGAUAAAGCAGAUUCGAUCAAAGCUUCUUAUAUCCAUCACCUAGACGAGUCGAAGAGAAGCGCUGCAGUGGGAGAGGUUUUCAGGAAAUUCUCAACGAACGAGAACGUAAUUACAGUUGGUGGAUUGUAUGUCGUUGAUCACUUGACGAAUGUGAAAGCUAAGCUGAAUAGUGACGGUAAGCUUGGAGCUCUUCUGCAACAUGAGGUUCUUCCGAAGUCGAUAGUGACAAUCUCAGGUGAGUUCGAUACCAAGACAUUAGAGAAGAACCCAAGGUUUGGUCUCUCGCUUGCUCUUAAACCUUGAUGAGCCUAGUAGUUAGAUACACAUACCAAUGACCUUUGGUCUAACAGAGGACACAAAAUCCCCUUUUCGUUUUGAGGCUUGAGUUUGGGUCCCUUUUUUUCUAUUGAAUAAAUGAGUUCGGGAGGUAGCCGGAAAAUUCUUCUCGUGAUUUCAUUCUUGAACACGCUCAAUGAAACAAUUUUAUCAUUUUCUGAUCCGAUGAAAAAUCGUAAUAAUUUUUUUGGUUCGGAUACGAGAAACAAACAUCGUGGAUAAUUGGUG